Lactuca sativa (garden lettuce) is the source of this 3368-nucleotide messenger RNA. Its product is annotated as nucleolar protein. The record is from RefSeq and is a predicted model, not a curated record. Gene Ontology annotation, cellular component: CURI complex; UTP-C complex; small-subunit processome. NCBI's taxonomy places the organism in Eukaryota, Viridiplantae, Streptophyta, Magnoliopsida, Asterales, Asteraceae. Gene Ontology annotation, biological process: tRNA export from nucleus; rRNA processing.
CUUAUACAACCGCCAAUCUCAUUCUCUCUGCCGUUUCUGCCACUACUACCGACCGCCAUGGCUGCUUCCGAUGACUACACAGACACCAUGAACUUAAAAAUCGCAGAGCUAAUGAAGGAAGUCCAGCUCGAUUACUCUUCUACAACUACUAAAACCAUCAACGACGCCAUUUCCUCUAUCAAAAAACGCAUCAAUAAAAUCCCUGAAGAUAUACAGGUUAAGGCCGAUUUGGCUCCGAAAUUUAUUAAAGAUAUUGGUGCAGACAAGGUCGAAUUCAAGUUCAAAAGGCCUACAUCGAUUAAUGUUGGUGGAAGCUAUUCGAUUCAAUGUAUCGUGAAGCCUGAUGUAAAUGUUGAUCUUUACAUACGGUUGCCGAAGGAGUGCUUUCAUGAGAAAGACUUCUUGAAUCAUCGGUACCAUGGCAAAAGAUACCUGUAUCUUUGCAUAAUCAAGAAGUAUUUGGAAUCUUCUUCCAUAGCUCAAAAAGUAGAAUGGGCCUUCUUUCAAAAUGAAGCCAGAAAACCUAUUCUUGUUGUCUAUCCUGUUGUGAAGUCUACUGGAGUUCCAGGGUUUUCUGUAAGGUUGAUUCCAACAGCUGAAUCCCUUUUUAAUGUCCAAAAGUUAAACAUAGAGCGCAACAAUCUUCAUGUUUUGAGCCAAGGUGAUUCUGAAGCUACUCCUGUGUACAACAACAGUAUAUUAGAGGACAUGUUUAUAGAACAUGGUGCAGAAUUUGUCAGCAAGGCUUUCAAUGGAUGGAAAGCUUUAGGAGAGGCUAUAGUUUUACUAAAAGUGUGGGCCCGACAGAGAAGUUCUCUACACGCUUAUGACUCCUUAAAUGGCUACCUUAUCUCAAUCUUAGUAGCAUACCUUGCCUCAGAAUCUGGUAAAUUUCGCAUUAACAAAGCAAUGACAACAAUGCAGAUCUUUCGUAUCACAUUGGACUUUAUGGCCACCUCUAAGUUAUGGGGCACUGGGAUUUUCUUCAAGCCUCAAGGAGGAGAUGAUAUGUCAAAGGAGGAAAGGAAGAGAUAUGUACAGUAUUUUCCUGCAGUUAUAUGUGAUUUAUCAGCUCAUUUCAAUCUAGCAUACCGCAUGACAAAGAGUGGUUUGAUUGAGCUUCAAGAGGAGGCUGCUUUGGCACUCAAAUGUAUUGAUAAAUGCAAAGAAGGGGGAUUUGUUGAGCUAUUUAUGACCAAGAUUGACUUUCCUGCUAAAUUUGACUAUUGCAUGAGAUUGAACUUAAAGGGGAAGGCUGAAGUAUCUACACAAGGGUUCUGUUUAGAUAAUGAAUCUUGGAGAUUGUAUGAGAGCAAGCUUCAUUCUUUGCUUGUAGAAGGCUUAGGAGAAAGAGCAAAGUUUAUACGUGUGACCUGGCGAAAUACAUCAUCAACACACAAUAUGAAUGAUGGUUUGUCAGUGCUUGAUAAAGAGCCGUUAAUAGUUGGAAUUUCUGUAAGCCUGCCAGAAGCCUUUGAUGAGUAUACACGUGGGCCCUUUUUUGGGAACAAAGAAGAGGCUUUGAAGUUCAGAAAGUUUUGGGGAGACAAAGCAGAGUUGUAUCAAUUUAAAAGUGGCACCAGGGAAUGUGUUUUGUGGAAAUGCAAGCCAUCAAAGAGAUAUCAUAUUAUAAAAUGGGUUACUGAGUAUGUGCUUAAUCGACACCUGUCAUUGACACAAGAAAACAUUUCACAUGCUGUUGACCAACUUGACUUUUCAUUGGUUCAUGAUGAUGGAGAUUUAGCUUCAGAUGGAAGUUUGAAUGAAAGCUUUGGAACUCUGUCUAAACGUUUACGCCUUUUAAGUGAUGUUCCUUUGUCAAUCACCAGUGUGCAGCCUCUAGACUCAGCUUUUAGACAUACAUCUGUUUUUCCUCCAAGACCUCAUCCUGUAGCAAAUGGAACAAAAGUUGGAAAUAAAAUCAUAUCAACAUGUAUACCAUCUCUUGAAGUUAUGAUUCAGUUGGAAGGUUCAGGAAACUGGCCAAUGGAUGAUGUGGCAAUUGAGAAAACAAAAUCUGCUUUCUUGUUAAGAAUUGGAGAAUGUCUUGAGAAGGAUUAUGGAAUGAAAUAUUCUCCAUAUGAAGAAGGUGUUGAUGUUUUCUUGUCUGGAUACGUUUUUCGUUUGAAGAUUUUGCAUGAGAGAGGACUCGAUUUGUUAAAUGGACAAUCUGAAAGUUAUCAAGUAAAGAGAGUUUCAUCAAUUGACAAACAUCUUUUUCUUAGAAGUCAACAUUCUAGCAUGAUUAAUGGUCUUUCAGGUCGAUAUCCUUUAUAUGGACCAGUUGUUCAGUUAGCAAAAAGAUGGGUUUCUGCACAUUUAUUUUCAGCUUCUUUCAUGGAGGAAGCAAUUGAGCUUGUAGUUGCAUCAAUUUUUCAAAACUCAUUACCAUUUUCAGCUCCUUGUUCACGAAUUUCUGGAUUCAUGAGGUUUUUGAGACUUUUAUCUGAUCAUGAUUGGAUGUUCACUCCUUUGAUUGUUGAUAUAAAUGAGGAUAUGACUCCAGAUGAUGAAAAAGAGAUCAAUGAAAAGUUUUUGUUAAGUAGAAAAGCUUAUGAAGAAGGGACUGGAAGUGUAACAUCUGCCAUGUAUUUAGCCACUGCUUAUGAUAAAGCAUCUGAAACAUGGACCACUUUGUCUCCAACUGUAUCAGAGGUGAAAAGGUUGGGAGUUUAUGCAAGAAGUAGUUCAAACUUGCUGACUAAACUAAUUAUGCAAGAUCAAGUGGAUUCUUAUGGAUGGGAGUGUAUAUUUAGAACUCCAUUGAACAACUAUGAUGCAGUGAUUCUUGUACAUAGAGAAAAACUGUCUUACCCUGAACGCCUUCUCUUCCCAUCUGAACUUAAUCAUGGGAAGCUUGUGGCGCAAGGAAAAGCAAGCAACUCUUUUCAGCCUCUUUUAUUGACCACCAGUAAGACAAAGGAUCCUCAAGAUCAGUUAUACAUCAACUUUGAUCCCUUAAUGUGUUAUAUCAAACACUUGGAGAGUGCUUUUCCAGACAAGUUUAAGUUGUGGUAUGAUUCAUUAGGUGGUGAUGCAAUUGGGCUCACUUGGGAAAAAGAGAGCUCAAAGAAGAGGAGACGAGAAGAUGAUGGGGAUGUAAAGAAGAGCGUGAGGGAUACUUUGAAAGAUGUUGGUGAAGUUGGAAAAGGAUUUGUGAAGAGUGUUUAUUUGCUAAAAGAACCAACAAGGUAAUAAGGAGAUUGAAGGAGGAUACAUUUAUUUACCACCGAGUUAAUGUUGUAGACUUGUAGUAGUAGUAGUACCCCGAUUUUGAAAUAUUGAAGGGGGUGAGUUUGACUAUAAUUUAUUGAUUAUAUGUAAAAAAAUUGGUGUUUUUGGAAAUUUUACUUGAGAGGUUUUUACAA